Messenger RNA from Capsaspora owczarzaki ATCC 30864, 2919 nucleotides. RefSeq lists its product as hypothetical. Gene Ontology annotation, biological process: cytoskeleton-dependent intracellular transport; cytoplasmic microtubule organization. Lineage: Eukaryota; Filasterea; Ministeriida; Capsasporidae. Bases 4 to 2736 code for a protein of 910 amino acids. Gene Ontology annotation, molecular function: microtubule binding; dynein light intermediate chain binding. The record is from RefSeq and is a predicted model, not a curated record. The transcript is spliced from 7 exons. Gene Ontology annotation, cellular component: centrosome; cytoplasm.
ACAAUGUCGAUCGUGUCUGCGCUCGUCACUUGGGUCGGCACGUGCGACGGCAUCCAGGGACCCCACGCGACCGCCAAGGAUCUCGUCGACGGCGUUGCACUCUCCGAAGUCUUUGCUCAAAUUGCGCCAGACCAAAUCAAGCUCAACUUGAUCAAGCGCGAUGUUGCAGACAACCCGCACCUCCGCGUCGCAAACCUGAGGAAGCUCCUCAACGGCAUUCGAAGCUUCUUUGAAGAGGAACUCGCAAUAAACAUCCAGCAAUCGGACAUGCCGGACGUGGCGCUGAUCGGCGAGAAUGAGGACUUGCACGAACUCAGCAAGCUGAUUGUGUUGCUGAUUGGCAGCGCCGUGCAAUGCACUGGCAAGGAGCCGUUCGUCCAGGCCAUCCUCCAAAUGAGCAUGGAGGAGCAGGCCGUCAUUAUGCAGGCCAUCCAGGAGCUUGUCUCGCGCGGUCGUGCGCGUACGUCCUCUGCGGGCUCGGAGCUGCGCCAGCCCGGCCACUCGGGCGACGACGACUCGGUCGAUGCCCUCAAAGCGCGACUCCGCCAACUCGAGGCUGCCAAGAACGACUUUGAAAACCUGUACCAGGACUCGUCGCGACAAUUGCGCCAAGUGCAAGGCGACCUCGACGACGUGAUUGCCGAGCGCGAGCGCCUGAAGAGCUUGCUCGAUGACGCAGACUCGCCCAUUCCCGGCACGCCUGCCGGAAAGGCUCAGGCUGCUCUGCGCGGCGAGGUCAACAACCUUCGCGAGCAACUCGAUCAGAUCGAAGGUCUCCGCGACCAGUACAAGCUCCAGGCCGAGGAGCAGCAAAAGACGAUUGUCGACCUUCGCCACAAGGUUGACUCUCUCGCCAAGGACGCGGCAGACUCCAAGACCAUGCGCGAAGAGUUUGAGGUGCUUCAGCACUCUGCUGCCAAAGUGACCAAAUUGGAAGCUUCCGUCGAAAACUACAAGAAAAAGCUCGAAGACAUGAAUGAUCUGAAGCAGCGUCUCAAGGAUGCCGAUGACCGUAACAACAGCUUUAUGCAGCAGCAGCUGGAUCUGGAGGAUGAGCGCGCCAAGUACAAUGCCAUCAAAGGCCAAAUGGAACGGUAUCGUGAGAGCACGGUCGCCUUGCAGGCGCAGCUCAACGAGGCUCAGCUCCAAAUGCAAAAGGCCGCGCUGGAGGCGACGCAAUUCCGCGAGGAGAGCAAGGCCAAGGCGAGCGAGAUUGAGCAGCUGAAGCACAAGUUGUCCGAGACCGAAGACCAACUGAGCAUGGGUGGCGGUGCCAGUCUCGGCGCCAGCCUUGCUGCCAGCGCCGGUAGUUCGUCGCUGGCUGACUCGUUCAACGCAAUGACCCCGGAUCUCCGAGAGCGGCUGGCCCGACUUGAGCGCGAGAACGCCAAACUCAAGGCCAGCUUGGCAGGAGGCGAUUCUGGGGCUGGCGAGGGCCAGGGCGAAUCCUCCAAGAUGCUGCAGGCGCUGCUGGAUGACGCCAACGAGGCUCGUGGAAAGCUCGAGCGUGAGAUUCUGGAUCAGCAGCAAAAGCUCAUGCGCUUGGAAGGCGACAAGACCCAGCUCCAGACUCGAUUCGACGAUCUCCAAAAGCAGCAGGUGCGCUCUGGCGCGGAAAGCAUCGCUUGGCAGCAGUUGGCCGAGAGCGAGCGCGCCACCAGCAAGUUCCGCCAAGAGAACGAGGAGUUGCAGGGCAAGCUGGAUGAUUCCCAACGGACGUAUGGCAUUGUCAAGGACGAGCUCGAAUCGGCGCAGAAGGAACUGGUCGAGCUCAAGAAGCAACAGGCGCUCCUGAGCAUGGACAAGCAAGAGAUGGUUUCUGAAAUGAACACGCGCUUUGCCCAAGAAAGCGAGGCCAAGCUGCAAGCAGCUGUGGCGCCGCUGCAGACCGAGCGCGACGAGCUGUCCGCCAAGCUCCAAGCCCUGCAGGCCAGCUUUGACCCCAUGUCGAACGCGCUCGAGAGCUUGCAAGUCAAGCACGACAACCUGGUGACUGUCCGCGAGCAGCUUGAGCACCGCGGCAAGGAGCAGCUCGAGCGCAUCAACGCAGUCCUCACCGAGAAGGCCGAGCUGCAAUCCAAGUACCUCGAUGUGCAAGAAAAGUUUAUCACGCUGCAGUCCGAAGUGUCCGACUCGAAAGACGUCAUGCGCAAACUCGAAGGCGAGCUUACGAGCAAGGGGCAUCAUGCCUCCAAUGCCGGCGAAAUUGCCGAUUUGCGCAAGCAGCUGGACGAGGAGCGUGCUCGCAGCUACAAGCUGGAGGGCGGUUUCAAUACGCUCAAGGAGGAACGUGAUGCCGUCGAGACCAAGCUGACCGACGCGAACGGCCAGCUGGAAGGUGCCCGCACCAAACUCACACAAAAAGCGUUGGAAGUGGAGAAGCAUCAAACCUGGCUCAACGAGGCCAAAACGGUUAUCAAAAAAGAGCGCGAGAAGGUUGCUUCACUUGAAGCGCAACUCCAAAGUGGACAAGGCCAGGCUGGCGGCGAAAGCGACUCUCAAGCACUGGGUGACAUGCAAAAGCGUCUUGCCGCCAAAGAUAGUGAAGUUUCCGCACUUAAGAUCAAGAUGGCCGGCGCACAGGACGAUUUUGUCCGCCAGCAACGCUUGACCACAUCGGCAUUCCACUCGAUUGUGCUCAAGCUGCAGCAGUCGACCGUGUCGGAGCGAUUCCAAGCAAAGUCCUUCCUCGCACGGCAGCGCGCAAAUAUUACCGGACGCCUUGGCGAUUCAUAACCUGUCGUCCUCUUCUUCUCCCGUUUCGCACGCAUCCUAUGUGUGUUUGGCCGAGUUGUGCGUCUGCGAAUUGCGAGAAUCCGGGUUUGUCAAAACAAACAAUCAACACGACAGUUUUUUUUUUGACAAUCAACACGACAGUUUUUUUUUUGUCAGCACUCCAUCCCAGCAAUCCAAUCCAAU